AGAGAGUGCAAGAGAGCGAAAGCACAAGAGUGGCAAAAGCUCGAAAAGGAUGUCGAAAGGAAGUGGCGACUGCAGAUAUUUUUUACCAGUUGUAUGUUGGCCGAGGGUUCGCGUGGCGGGGGCGGCAACGACGAUGACAUUAUUUUAUUUAUGCUGUGAUAGUGAAAUAACAACAACAACAAGAAUAACACCAAUAACAACAACACCCAGCCCCCCUCAAAUCAAUCGCAAUAUUUUCGAUGAGAUACGCAAAACCAAUGGAUAGUCAUUACAUUUAACGAUUAAAACGAGAAAUUAACCAAAAGCUUUAACCACAAAUAUAAAAACACCAAGCAAAUCGUUGCAAACCAUAAAAAAUAACUAAAUAAAUAUUUAAUGCAUAGUGAAAACAGCACCAAUUAGAGCAUAACCUAUAAAAUAUUAGUCAAUAUGUUUAGCUAGUUACAAUUUAAAUAGAUAACAUUUAAUUAGUGGCUUCAAACAAAACACCAACAAAAGGAGAAAAACCAAUACCUAGAUUCUACUGUAAGGAACGCAAAACUAACGAAUAGCGAUUAGGAAAACUGGCCAACUGAUAAGGCUGGCGAAAAUAUUAAGCUUAUAGCAAAUAGGAAAUAAUAAUAGCAACGGCUCCCCCCAUCCACGCCGAAAGCCCAUGAAAAGCAGAUUCAUUCAGAAAACGUGCCACACAACCGGACGGCAGCGACGUCGACUGAGGCAGCGACGGACAACGGUAAAUGUCAAAGUCAUAAAGAGAAAGCAGCGAAAUGCCGAUGAGAGAAAGCACAAAAUAAAUGUCAAAAUCAUAAUGAGGGAUGAAAGCUAAUCAGAGCUUUAGAGAGUAGCAACGUCAAGUGUCAAAGUCAUAAAGAGAAUGUAAGGAAAGUGCCGGAAAGAGAAAUAACGAAAAGCUCAAACGUAGUUGACAAAUGGGGAGUAAGAAGAAAACCUCCGGUUAAAUGCUUAACUAUUGGUUAAGGGAUCUGAACGGGCAACAUCUCUGAAUACAAGGAAGCAAAAAAUCACUUAAUCAAAGAGGAUAAUGACUAAAUCUUAUGAUAACAAAAAAACUUCCGGUAAAAUUAUUUAGCAGAUGUUUGGUUAAACGUGUAAGGAGUAGAAAGAAAGAACAAACUGGAUCUAAAAGGAGGUCAGGAUAAAAGCUCUUUCAGAAGAGAGACCAUUAAUGAUUUGACAUAGUUUCGUUCAAAAGUCAAAGAUAACAAAAAAGCUAAGAAUAAAGAGAAGAUUACCAUAUAAGAAGAGAGUAAAAAGGAAAGUGAAAGUAAAAUUAAAAGCUUAGUGAAUCUCCUUAAAACUAGACCAAUGAGAAAGCCUUAAGUGAAAGCUCAGGAUAAAAGCUCAAGCACGGCUUUUGGCCAAGACACAAGCCAAUAAAUCGAGACCAAUGGCCACCACAACGUUGGGAAUGGGAGGAGGCCAAGGGGCUGGAGGAGCGCCAGCCGGAUCAGCGCAUCCCGACGAUGCUAGCAGCAUGAGCGACGACGUCUUCGAGGAUGCAGAGACCACCCAGGCCAGGAUCGAAGAGCUGCGUCGUCGGCCCUUCGGCGAUGGCUGUUACAAUCCCCCCGCAGCGCCCGCCUCCGUUUCCGCCUCGAUAACGACAACGUCGACGCAGCACCACCAUCAUAAUCCUUCGUAUCAUCACCACCACAGCCAGCAGAGUUUAACCGGAAGUCAUCACUACCACGACGAUACGAUAAUGGCGCCUGUUCAGCGAUCAGCCACCGGUUAUCCGGGUUAUCGGCCCUCUCGCGAAGCAAUGCAGAUGUAUGCAUAUGGCGCCGAGGACUACGAGGACGACUACAACGAUGGCUGGCGAUCGUAUCGCUACGAUGAAGUCGAUAUGCACCCAGCCCAGCCCACCGCACAUCAGCAGCCCUUUGAUGAUACUGUUAACCACAAGACCAUCCUCCUGGGAGACUCGGGAGUGGGCAAGACAUCCUUUCUGGUGAAAUACAAUACGGGCGAGUUCAGGCUAGGUUCCUUCUCCGCCACAGUGGGCAUUGCGCUAACGAACAAAGUGGUGGUCGUCGAUGGCACACGCGUCAAGCUGCAAAUCUGGGACACGGCCGGUCAGGAGCGUUUCCGUAGCGUUACCCAUGCCUACUACCGCGACGCCCACGCUCUGCUGCUGCUGUACGAUGUCACCAACAAGACAACCUACGACAACAUACGCGCCUGGCUGGGCGAAAUCCGGGAAUACGCGCAGGAGGACGUGGUCAUCGUUUUAAUAGGAAACAAGGCGGACUGCAGCAGCAGCGAACGUCAGGUGAAACGGGAGGAUGGGGAGCGUUUGGGAAGGGAGCACAACGUACCCUUCAUGGAGACCUCGGCCAAGACGGGACUCAAUGUGGAGCUGUCCUUCACAGCGGUGGCCAGGCAACUGAAGAGUCGCGGCUAUGAGCACGGCGAUGAUGGAAAGUUCAAUGUUCAUGAUUUUGUGCGUGACAAUACAAAGGCGCGUUCGGUUUGCGCCCAAUGCAGGAACAUGUAAUUGCAAUUGGCCAACUCGCGAAUAAAACAAAAGCCAUAUCCUCCCGAUCCCGCGCACAAAGACAACAAUAAACCGGCAGUCAGAUCAAAGGGAAGUGAGGCAGUCUGAAGGAGACAGAGAGACGAUGGCAGAGUAGAACUUCUGCAUUUAUUGAAGAAAAAAACAAAGGAAAUAUAACAAAGAUGGCACCAAUUUUGUAAGACCCUAGUGAGGUGGUAGAUUAUUCGGUAUGUUUUGUAUUGUAAAUGGGAAUUUCGGGGCAGCGGAACGGGACGCGAUACGUAUAAUUUUUUUAGGGCAGGCCAUUGGCGUAUGCGGCAUAUACAUAUAUAGUAAAUGUAGGCCAAUGCAUAAAUAUUGAACAAUAUAUAUAUAUACAAAUAUCCAUAUACAACUGCAUAAAUUACUUUAACGAGGAAGAAAAAAAAAGCAGAAGAAACGCAGCAAAAUCAUGCAACAUUGAGAUUUAUCCAGCACGCCCGGUUGGACUUCGCUGAGAAACGUCUUCGCUCUGAUAAAAUAAACCUACCUAAAAACGAAGAAAAUGAAUAACUUAGAGAAAAGCUCGAGAAGUACCAAAUCCAAUUAAUGAGAAACAAUCACUCAAUUUACCUACUAUUAGUUGUAUUGUUUUUACUCCUAAUUGUUAAGUGUUAUGGCCUAUCGUUAAGUUUUUGGACCCACUCGAGGAUCUCUGGAAAUUAUUUACACACCCCACUAAUGAAUAUCCUACGCAACUAAGUUAAUUACGACAACCCAUGUCUUAUCUAUGUAAGCCCAAUCCAAAAUCCAUUUGAAAAUAUUUUGAAGAGCGCGCCAAGGCGAAGGUUGCGAUCAAUCAAAGGCAGUUAAACCUAUUACUAUACUGAGCUACUACAGCAAAUGAAAAAAAAGAAUCCGACGCAUGCAUAUAUCACGGGAUGGAUGUAAACUAGCUACUAAACAGCGUUAUAUUCAAGACGUCAUGUCUUUACCAUAAACAGCAAAUACAUAUUUACAUUGAAUGUGGUUUAAAAAAACGAAAAACUUUCUUUUAUUUUUAGAA
Messenger RNA from Drosophila eugracilis, 3563 nucleotides. RefSeq names its product ras-related protein Rab-26 (gene Rab26). Bases 1409 to 2518 code for a protein of 369 amino acids. Gene Ontology annotation, cellular component: Golgi apparatus; endosome. Lineage: Eukaryota; Metazoa; Arthropoda; Insecta; Diptera; Drosophilidae. The transcript has 5 exons. Gene Ontology annotation, molecular function: GTPase activity; GTP binding. The record is from RefSeq and is a predicted model, not a curated record.